Lotus japonicus is the source of this 1613-nucleotide messenger RNA. RefSeq names its product multiple organellar RNA editing factor 8, chloroplastic/mitochondrial-like. The coding region runs from base 78 to 1406 and encodes 442 amino acids. Gene Ontology annotation, biological process: cytidine to uridine editing; mitochondrial mRNA modification. NCBI's taxonomy places the organism in Eukaryota, Viridiplantae, Streptophyta, Magnoliopsida, Fabales, Fabaceae. Gene Ontology annotation, cellular component: mitochondrion. The record is from RefSeq and is a predicted model, not a curated record. The transcript is spliced from 4 exons.
AAGCACCACUUAUAAGAAAACCCUAAACCCCUAAUCCUCACUCCUUCAUCUUUCUCUCAUUUCUCAUCUCCUCAAAGAUGGCUACACAGAUCUUCUCUCGCGUCCUUCCCAAAACCCGAACCCUAAACCUAGCUCCCUUCUUCACUCGCUCCCUCUCCACUUCAACCACCACCACCACUCCCUCCCUCUCCGCCCUCUCUUUCCUCCGCCGCUACCGUCCCCUCUCCGCCGUAUCCAUCCCCACCUGCCGCCACCUCUUCCCCUCCGCCCGCUCCCUCUCCACCCGCGCCACCACCUCCUCCCUCAACGAUCCUAACCCUAACUGGUCCAACCGUCCCCCGAAGGAAACCAUUUUGCUCGAUGGCUGCGACUUCGAGCACUGGCUCGUUGUCAUGGAGAAGCCCGAAGGUGACCCAACUAGGGAUGAUAUCAUCGAUGGAUAUAUCAAAACAUUGGCUCAGGUUGUCGGAAGUGAGCAAGAAGCGAGGAUGAAGAUAUAUUCUGUUUCGACUAAGCACUACUUUGCAUUUGGGGCGCUUGUGUCUGAAGAACUUUCUUAUAAGUUAAAAGAACUGCCCAAAGUUCGGUGGGUACUUCCUGAUUCGUAUUUGAAUGUUAGGGAGAAAGAUUAUGGAGGUGAGCCGUUUAUAAACGGGGAAGCAGUUCCUUAUGAUCCCAAGUAUCAUGAAGAAUGGGUUAGAAACAAUGCUCGAGCAAAUGAAAGGAACAGGCGCAAUGACAGGCCUCGGAAUAAUGACAGGUCAAGAAACUUUGACAGGAGGAGGGAGAAUGUGGUGAACAGGGAUUAUCAGAAUAGGCCUCCACCAAAUGCUGGUGGACCUCCAAGCAAUCAAGGUGGGUUUCCUCCCAACAAUGCUGGUGGACCUCCAAGCAAUCAAGGUGGAUUCCCUCCCAACAAUGCAGGUGGAUACCCUGCUUCUCCCCGUCCAGGCAACAUGCCUGGCCCCCCUCCCAGCAACCCUGGCGGAUACCCUCCUAACAAUCAAGCAGGUGGUUACCAUCCUCAAAAUCAAGCAGGUGGAUACCCUCCUAACAGCCAAGCAGGUGGAUACCCUCCUAACAGCCAAGCAGGUGGAUACCCUCCUAACAGCCAAGCAGGUGUUUACCCUCCUAACAACCAAGGAGUGUAUCCUCCAAACCAGAAUAACUAUGCUGGCAGAACUCCUCCUAACGUGGGUGGUGCACCUCCUAACAGUGCUUAUGGUCCAAAUGCAGGGUAUCCUUCAAACCAGAAUAACUAUGCUGGCAACAUGGAAGGGGUGCCACCAAACCAGAACGUGGGAGGGUAUUCCCCAAAUGCAGGUUGGUCAAACAAUGCUCCGACUAGGGACACUCCAAGCAGGGAUUUCGGAGCAGCAGUUGGUGGUAACACAUAUAAUGGGUAAGAUGAUCUGCAGAGAUUCUUGUGGCCAAUGUAGAUAAUGAAGAAUUAUGUCAGACAUUAAUCUUAAGGAAUUAGUAUUUAUUAAUUUUGUUACUCUACUUCCUAUUGAACCUGCGUGUCAUGUAUCUGAAGUUCAGAAUUUUUGAAGGCUAGUUGUUUGUCAAACUUAGCCGGUCUAAUAUGCUAUUUGAUUGAUGUUGCCUUGAAA